AUCCCCGUCCGUUUCUUUUUCGCUCCUGUUUUUCACUCUGCCGCGACUUUUUGGCGUCCCGAAGGCGCCGUGCUGAGCUGGGCUGCGCAGGGCCCCGCGGCACUUCCAGUCCGUUGGCAGUCCGGCCCGGUAGCGGUUCGCGUCCACCCAGUCCCGGACCGCCUCGCUGCGCCUCGCCAGCAUCACCGCCAUCUCCGUCAGCACCGCCCAGCACCGCCUAGCACCGCCUAGCACCGCCCGGGGCGAGGCGCUGCCCCCACUCCACGCUGCUCCUCUCUAGGAUCGAGAUCAGGAUCGGGAUCGGGGCGGCACGCGGCGAGGCCACACCAGCACGGGCGGCAGGGGUGCUCGGUUCAGUUCAAGUUCACGGACAGCAGCACCGCCAUGGCGUCCCGCACGGCCCUGCUCCUGGGCACCGUCGCCGUCCUCGCGGUCGCGGACCUCACAGGGCUUGCGGGCGGCGAGCAGAUCGCGGCGCUGCCGCAGGUGGAGUGCCCGGAGAAGGAGGGCGUGCAGACGUACCCGCACCCCGAGCUGUGCGACCAGUUCUACCUGUGCAGCAACGGCACCCUGACCCUGGAGCGCUGCCAGAACGGACUGCUGUUCAAGGGAGGCCCCGGCGCCACGCACCACCACUGCCACUACCACUGGGACGUGGACUGCAGCAGCAGGAGCGUUGAGCUGAUACCGCUGUCCUCGGACGGCUGCGAGUACCAGUUCGGGCUGUACUCUGACCCGGCCAACGCGUGCAGCGGCAAGUACACCCGCUGUGAGUUCGGCCGCCCCCAGCUGGUGGACUGCCCCCCGGGGCUGGCCUUCGACCUGGCCAUCCACCGCUGCAACUGGGCCGACCAGAUGGAGCACGCGGGCUGCACGGCGGAGCAGGUGAUCGGGUUCAACUGCCCCUCGAGCCCGCCCUCCGACCCGGUGUCGGCGCGCUUCUGGCCCUUCCCGCGCUUCGCCAUCGAGGGCGACUGCGAGCGGCUCAUCUCGUGCGUCAACGGCCACCCCAGGAUCGUGACGUGCGGCGACGACAUGGUGGUGGACGACUCCACCCUCAUGUGCGAGGAGCCCGAGCUGGUGCCCAACUGCCAAUUUGUGCAGAGGAAGAAGCGUGAAGCAUCGCAGGAGCAAGGGGCGAGCAGUUCCAACAACCGGUUCGAGAACGUCGUCCUUUAGAAUUGUUAGUGUUUUUAAAGAUUUAUUUGUAUUUAUUAAUUUUUAGUUCCCCUAUACCUCGUGUUCCUUUUAUUCUUAAUGUAUGCAUUUUGUUUUCAAAGAAGUCGAAAGGUGAAAUUAACAAGACUCUGUUUUAUUGA
Molecule: messenger RNA, 1319 nt
Organism: Thrips palmi
Lineage: Eukaryota; Metazoa; Arthropoda; Insecta; Thysanoptera; Thripidae
Product: protein obstructor-E-like
Exons: 5
Coding region: 385-1179 (264 amino acids)
Cellular component (GO): extracellular region
Molecular function (GO): chitin binding
Source: RefSeq, a predicted model, not a curated record